Talaromyces stipitatus ATCC 10500 is the source of this 999-nucleotide messenger RNA. Its product is annotated as oxidoreductase, 2OG-Fe(II) oxygenase family, putative. Bases 1 to 999 code for a protein of 332 amino acids. The transcript is spliced from 2 exons. Gene Ontology annotation, cellular component: nucleus; cytoplasm. Lineage: Eukaryota; Fungi; Ascomycota; Eurotiomycetes; Eurotiales; Trichocomaceae. The record is from RefSeq and is a predicted model, not a curated record.
AUGGCAACAAUCAAAGGUCUCAACGCCCAUGAUCGCCCUCCGGAAAAAGUUCGCGAGGUCUAUAAGAAAUACCUGCGCAUCAAGAUGCCGGAAAUUGAUCAGGAUCCAGAAAUAAUUGAUUUGGAGAAAUUGGACGUGGAUAAUCUGCCCAGUCCAUAUGCCAUAUCCGGGUCCUUAGACAGUGCAGACCUUCGGCUGUCAUUCGACGAGUUUGUGGGCGUGCACAAGAACUCAUCGGGUGGAAAAGAUCACCAUGGGGGAGGUCUUAUUGAGGAUAUCCCAAUUUUGACACACAGCAAAGUAACGGGUCUUCAUAUGAUUCCCGCUUUGUAUCCACCAACGGUGCAAAGCAAGUUACUCGAUUUGAUGCUUCACCGGGAUCUUUCAAACCCCGAACAUCAAACAAAUUUACAUCUACAUUAUGACAUUGAAUAUCCUCAUGCAACCGGUCAAUCAGCGGAUAAACAGAAUGAAUCACCAAUCUCAUUCUUUGGUGCCGAUCCUACGACUACAUUUGCACCCAAAGAUCCUCACGUCCACAAACCCAUGACAAUACAAAAUAUGCUCGACAAAAAGCUCCGCUGGAUCACAUUUGGUGGUCAAUACAACUGGACGACAAAAGUAUACCCUGAGGGACAACCGCCUCCCUUCCCCGAGGAUAUUGCGCAUUUACUACGCGCCUCAUUCCCAGAGACAGAAGCUCAAGCAGCAAUUGUCAACUUCUACUCUGCCAAUGACACAUUUAUUGGUUGCGAUGCGCUUUUCAUGAUCAGCCAUGAUGACGGAGAAGGGUGCGAGGUUAUUCGACUUCGCUCCGGGGACGCGGUAUACAUGUCUGGUCAGUCGAGGUUUGCAUGGCAUGGUGUACCCAAGAUUAUACCCGAUACGUGUCCGAAGUGGUUGUGCGAUUGGCCUGGACCAGGGUACCCUUAUUGGCAGGGGUGGAUGGGUCGGAAGAGGGUGAAUUUGAAUGUUCGACAGAUGAUGGAGUCGAAUUAA